AUGGUGGACCUACAUCAAGUGUCCUCUUUCGAGGACGAGCCUGACCUCGCUCCUGGAACCUUCAAAUUGAUUCGAGACGAUGAGUCUGAUGAGUACGGCCAACGGGUCAUCAUGCUUGACCCAAUCCCGUCAAAUGAUCCCAACGAGCCCUUGAACUGGAGCAGUAUGCGAAAGUCGGUUAAUUUUACUAUAGUUCUAGCCAUGACAAUCAUCAUCUUCACAGCACUAUCCAUCCAGGCAAUAUUCUGGCAGCAGAUGGUUGUGGAUCUCGAGGUGACAUACACCGAGCUGAAUCGAGCUAUCUCAGUCAAUUUUGUCGGCCUGGCCACUGGCUGUAUCUUUUUCAUCCCUUUCGCAAAGAAGUACGGUCGACGACCAGUCUACAUUGUCUCUACCGGUUUGAUGUUGGCCACAUCUUUUUGGGCAUCGAAGAUGCAUAGCCUGACGGAGUUGUAUUUGAUGAACCUGCUCCAAGGCUUGGCCGGUGCCACAAAUGAAUCCAUCGCUGAAAUUACUAUUUCCGACUUGUUCUUUGUCCACCAUCGGGGGACAAUGAACGGUCUGUAUAUGACUUGCGUCAUGAUCGGUAGUUUCUUGACACCGAUGGCAGCCGGUGCCCAAGCUACGUCGCAAGGAUGGCGGAUGUCCUAUCAGACCAUGGGUGUCUUCAAUGUCGUACUUUUCCUCUGUUUCUGCUUCCUGUAUGAGGAAACCAAAUAUGUUCCUCUGUUCACAGGACGAACCAGUAAUACUGAGGAAGAGGAUGAAGAAACCGAAGUAUAUUCACAACAUAAGAAGAAACAACAAAACAAAGGAGACACCACAACAGCUGGCCAGAAAAUCAAAUCAGCUACCGAACCCAGCGCCGGUCACCACCACCUCGACCUAACAAUUCCACACAACUCAUGGAAAAAGCGACUGGCAUUAGUGACACCCACCCCGGAGCCGAUUUUGCCUCAUUUCUACCGCCCAUUCUGCGUGUUUAUCUUCCCAGCCGUUGCAUUUGCCGCACUCCAAUACGCUGCCGGUGUUGUCUGGCUUACCGUCCUGUCUAAUGUCCUUUCACUCACAUUUCCGUUGCCACCAUACAGUUUCACACCCGAACAAAUUGGCUUCACCAGUGCCGGUCCACUCAUCGGCAACGUGCUCGGUGCGAUAUAUGGCGGUGUUCUAGGCGACAAGUCUAUUCUUUACUUCUCAAGGAAGAAUAAAGGGUACUAUGAGCCCGAGAUGCGUCUCUAUAUCCUGCAUCUUCCCGCUCUUGUUAUGGCGGGUGGCCUGAUCAUGUUCGGUGUCACCAUCUCCCGGGGCAUGCACUGGAUCUAUCCCAACGUGGCCGGUGGCCUCUUCGGGUUUGGACUCGGUAGUAUCAGUGAUGCGGCACUCGUCCUCGUAAUGGAUAGUUACAGAGAUGUCAGUACACUGUCCUUCCAGAAGUUCCCAUUCCUCAAAAUAUUCUCCGUACUUAUGAUCUUAUCUACCCAGAUAACCGGCGAAGCUUUCACAGCCGUAGCAUUCAUGCGCAACGCAGUCAGCAUCGGAAUCCCUUUCGCGAUAACACCCUGGAUCCAACGCAACGGUCUCCAGAAUAUGUUCGUGGCAUGUGGCUUUAUCAGUUUCGGUGUUACACUAACCAUAAUUCCCAUGGUUAUUUGGGGCAAAGCCGCCCGUCGUGCGCUUGCGGGACGGUAUCGCGGCAUUGUUGAAGAACAUGGGCAUGCGGGUCCACAAUGA
Molecule: messenger RNA, 1734 nt
Organism: Penicillium canescens
Lineage: Eukaryota; Fungi; Ascomycota; Eurotiomycetes; Eurotiales; Aspergillaceae
Product: putative MFS transporter
Exons: 7
Coding region: 1-1734 (577 amino acids)
Biological process (GO): transmembrane transport
Molecular function (GO): transmembrane transporter activity
Source: RefSeq, a predicted model, not a curated record